Molecule: messenger RNA, 3705 nt
Organism: Danaus plexippus (monarch butterfly)
Lineage: Eukaryota; Metazoa; Arthropoda; Insecta; Lepidoptera; Nymphalidae
Product: ceramide synthase 5
Exons: 8
Coding region: 155-1261 (368 amino acids)
Biological process (GO): ceramide biosynthetic process
Cellular component (GO): membrane
Molecular function (GO): sphingosine N-acyltransferase activity; DNA binding
Source: RefSeq, a predicted model, not a curated record
GGCACAUGCUGCCCUCACUCCGCUAUCCGCCUCUAUCCGUCAUUAAAUCAAAUUAGUAGUAAGGUUUAGUCGAUGGAUUUAAAUUAAGUUUAUUGUUAAAAUCUAGUAUUUAUAUUAGGAUAGUACUCUCGGGUUGCUAAAAAGAAAUUUAGCAAUGUUGCUGCCUUUGUUGAAUGCGUUUUGGAAUGAGGAUGUCUGGUUGCCGCCUAAUACAACAUGGGCUGAUCUGGCGCCCGGACCAGAUAAGGCAGUAAUUUAUACGGACCACAGGCAUGUCUUUUUUCCGAUACCGUUAGCACUGGUGUUCAUAACUCUUCGCUAUAUAUUAGAAAGAUUUGUAUUUGCACCGUUUGGACGGUACCUCGGUAUUAAGGAUGUGAAGCCUAGAAAACCACCAUCCAACCCAAAGCUUGAAGUUGCAUAUAAAACUUCUCCGAGGACCAAACAGCAAAUAUGCAGCCUCGCGAAACAGUUGGAUAUGUCGGAGCGCCAGGUGGAGAGGUGGCUUCGAAAGCGCAAGUGCCAGGACAAACCCUCGACCCUGGUUAAAUUCUGCGAGAACAUGUGGAAGUGCACCUUCUACAUCUGUAACUUCAUUUUUGGUCUCAUCGUACUGUGGGACAAGGUCUGGCUUUGGGAUAUAGACCAAUGUUAUCUGGGCUAUCCCCAUCAGGGUCUCACUCCGGACAUAUGGUGGUAUUACAUGAUAUCGGCAGCGUUCUACUGGUCUCUGACCAUAUCUCAGUUCUGGGAUGUUCGUCGUAAGGAUUUCUGGCAGAUGUUCGUCCACCACAUCGCCACCAUCUUACUGCUGUCUUUCAGCUGGGUGUGUAACCUUCAUCGGAUUGGUACACUGGUGCUGCUGCUGCAUGACUGUGCUGAUAUAUUCGUUGAGGCGGUGAAAGCAGCGAAGUAUGCGGGUUACCAGAAAUUGUGUGACAGUCUGUUCGUCGGACUCAUUGUUACAUGGAUUAGUACCAGAGUUGGAAUAUUCCCAUUCUAUAUUAUUUGGAGUACAUCAAUCCGUGCUCCCAUGCUUCUGCCGAUGUUUCCGGCCUACUACAUUUUUAACUCUCUGCUAUGUCUGCUACUGAUACUGCACAUUGUGUGGACUUGUCUGAUACUACAGAUAGCCUAUAUCACAAUUAAGGCCGGUCAGAUGGAAGGAGACAUCCGUAGUUCCAGUUCAGAACUGAGCGAGAGCCCUAACCACUCAAACCACAGCUCGCCCACACGAGCCAACAAUAAAAAGCAUAUAUAAAUCCGUUAUAAGAAAAAUGCAGAAGACUUAAGAGCAUUUUGACUUGGUUUGAAUAGAUAAAGUUUGUGUACAUGUAUUUAUAGCCAACUACGCUGGAUUAAUGACUAUUUAAAAUUAUGUUGUAUUUAUAUGGUAACAUUAUUAAAAUUGAAAAGGAACAGAGAUUAUUGUAAUAUGAAAUGUAUUCUUAUUAAAAGUAUUUAAAAGAUAUUAUGUAUUAUAGUAUAUACUAUAUAUAGCUGCAUAUAUAGUCAUAUAUCAUUCCGUGUGUAUUUAGUAUACAUUAUAUACACUUCCAAAAUUAUAGAGAUACCAUAAUUUGCUUAAGCAAAAACACAUGUGUCAAGUAAUGAUAGAAACUUUAAACUCCUUCACUUACAAAACUGUCAGUGUUGCAUGAAAUAAUAUAAAAGAUUUGUUUUAAAUACCAAAAAAAAAAAAAAAGGGAAGAAUUUAAUAGCGUUUCUAGUAAAUUUGAUAUUUUUUAAUAUAUAUUUUUUUAUAAAUAGGCAAGUGUAAAACUUGGUAUUAGAUUUUUUUUUAUAACAAUAUUUCUUACAUUAAUUCCAACAACUCUGCUUCCUCAUACAUCUAAGUAUACAUUUUAUAGGACAUUUACUAGUAUUGUAUAUAAAAUUAAUAUAUGUAUAUUAAGUCUAUUUUUCUCUGGGACCACAUAAUCAGACUUAGUGCACUCGUGUGAUCAAUAUUAAAAAUUUCAAUAACUUUUAUAGUUUACUAAAACUCUAACAUAGCUUCCAUUGUGAAGGAAAUUUAGAUUUAUUUAUUAUUUCUAUUAAAUUUAUAACACAUUAAAUAGCUGGAUAGUGAGUGCUAGUUCAUCCUAUAGAAAUUAAAUAUUUUAUAAAGGUAUGUCCCUUGUUCGGCAUUAUAUAAAAUACUUGCAUAAGUGAUUUAACAGAUUAUAAUUCUGUAAUGUGUUAUUAAUUUUCCUAAAAAAGUGUUCAUUAAAUAUAUUGAUACUUUACUGAACAUCUCUGUGAAUCAAAACAAUAAUGUAAAGAUGUUUGAUAACUAUUUACAAUAACCGCUCAUAUAAAUUGCAUCUACUAUUUUCAUAUACUCGCCUUGUGGUAUAUACAUUUUGAGCCUACACCACACUAUAGAUGUAUAAGUCUCGAAUAAAUUUGUAUAUUUUAUAAAUUAGUAAGAGGUGAAUUAUUUCUAUCUAUGUAUCUGUUCACUGCAACAAGUUUAUCUAUCAUUGUGUAACAUUUUAAUAUUUCUCAAAUUAAUUAUAUUUUGGUUUAAAUAUUAAAUAUUUUGAAAUAUUAGAUAGUUAAAAAAGGCAAAUUUCUGUUGUACUGUCAUCCCACGUGUACAUUUUUUUUUUUUAAUAUUUUAUUAUUUAUAAAGUAAUUUUAGGGCAAACAUUGUUUUUAAUGUUAUAUGUUUACUGUAGCUGUAACGAAUUUUAGCUAGUUUUUUUUUUUUCUAAGACCUUUGUGCUAUGUUUAUGUCCAAAGUGGUCUACCAAAUGAAUUAAUAUUAAAACAUCACAUGUAAGUAUGGAGAAUAAUUGAAAUUACGUUUUAAUAUAUAUAAGUUCAAGAAUGUAUUUAUAUAUAUUAAAAGAUAUUAAUACUUCUUAAUCUUAUUGAAAAUGUUAAUUAAAAUAUUUGAAUUUUUUUUCCUCAUAAUUUAGAAUUAAUAAUCGCAUUUGUAACUGUAAUAUUUAAUAAUAAUUAAAGCGUGUUACGAAUUUAUGUAUUGGUGUAUUUAAUAUAUAAAAAAAUAUAUAUAAUGGAAUUGGUAAAUAGAUAUAAUCACACUUAAAUUGUAAACAGUAGAAUGUUGUCACAUGCUGUACGUUUUAAAGUAAAAUUAUAUGGCUUCUAAAUAAAUAAGUUAUUUGAAUAUUAUUGAAAAAUAAUUCACUUGUAGAAAAAUGUUUAUUCUGGUAAUUGCCAUAAUAUAAAGUACAUCUAAUUAACUUAAACAGUCAUGAUGGCCGAUAUUAAUGAUAUUAUUCCAAACUAUUUCAUUACUUAAAGUAUUAAGAAUUUCUUUUUUUUUUCAUUCACAGACAGACCGUUUGAUAAAAGAUAGCAAUAAUUGUGUUGUUCAGAACCAACGGCGUGACGAGACGUCUUUAUUGUAAUAAGAGUUCUUAGUAUCUUCCAUAGCGUAUUACUAAUGGAAUCAUUACCAGAAAACUACUGCAUUAAAGAAUUUGUCUAUUUUCGUAUGUUUAUAAUAUUAUUUAUCACGCUUCUGCCAUAAUUUUACAUCGGCGAUGUAAUCGAGGGGAAUGUAAAAAAAAAGGAGAAUAUUACACUUAAAAGGUUUGCUAGGGGCUUACAAGUGUUCAAGCAAUAUUAAAAAUUUCUUAGUGGCAAAUGUCACCUAGGCAACCUGCUAUGUUAAUUAUUGUUUUAGGUUAUUUUGAAUUUGAAAAUAAAAGGCCAAUUUGAAUUAUGAAA